Molecule: messenger RNA, 2475 nt
Organism: Cryptomeria japonica (Japanese cedar)
Lineage: Eukaryota; Viridiplantae; Streptophyta; Pinopsida; Cupressales; Cupressaceae
Product: subtilisin-like protease SBT3
Exons: 4
Coding region: 1-2475 (824 amino acids)
Biological process (GO): proteolysis
Molecular function (GO): serine-type endopeptidase activity
Source: RefSeq, a predicted model, not a curated record
AUGGGUAUAAUGAGGAGGGAUAUAGUUAGAGCAUGUAUAGCAGCCGCCAUGAUAAUAGCAGUCUGUGCAGGCACUGAAGAAGUAGAAAAGCUUUACAUAGUCCACAUGGACAAAUCUCAAAUGCCCACCACAUUUCUCACCCAUCAUCACUGGUACAAAUCGGUCAUGUUAUCUGCCAUGGGCGUUGAGCGACAAGGUGAGGUGGAGAGAAAGUUGGUGUACACGUAUGACAUCGCCAUGCAUGGCUUCGCCGCAUUGCUGACGUGGGCAGAGUUGGAGGCGGUAGAAGCAUUGCCUGGGUAUGUGGAAAGCCAUGAGGACAGAGGCAAUGUGGUGCUCCAUAUGGAAGAGUUUAAGGAACAACGAGAAUGGAUUCCACCCUCCAAGGGCAAGACUCGUUACGGGAGGAAGCUUCAGACUACUCGUUCAUAUCACUUCUUGGGGCUCUCGGAAGAGGAGGGGCUGUGGCCUCAGUCGGAGUUUGGGGAUGCCAAUGACAUUGUUGUUGGCAUUGUUGAUUCUGGUAUUUGGCCUGAGAGCCCAAGUUUUGUUGGGGAUGGAAUGGGUCCAGUUCCUACCAAGUGGAAGGGCACUUGUGAACCUGGCCAAGACUUUAAUGUUUCUCUUUGUAACAGGAAACUUAUUGGAUCUCGCUAUUUCAACAAGGGUUUUCUAGCGUUAGGUAAGAAGGUUGAUUUGAAGAAGGAUUUCAAUUCAGCACGAGAUGCUUUUCGCCAUGGCACAUUUUCAGCGUCUAUCAUAGCAGGCCAGGGUAUCCCCAAUGCCAACUUUUCUGGUCUUGGAUUCGGUCUUGCCAAGGGAAUGGCACCAUAUGCACGCCUGGCAAUGUACAAGGUUGCAUGGUAUGACUCUAGUUCUACCAACAACAUUUUCAUUUCAGAAAGUGAUAUUGUGGGUGCUAUGGAGCAAGCCAUAGUAGAUGGAGUGGACAUCAUCUCAAUCUCAUUAUCAUCAAGGCCACUCACUACAAACUACACAAAAGAGCCUGUUAUAUUCACCUCCUUAGAAGCUGUGCAAAAUGGGGUGCUUGUGGUUGGUGCUGCAAGUAACACAGGUCCUAAGAUCGGCACAGUUCAAAAUGAGGCUCCAUGGUUGCUCACAGUGGGGGCAAGCACCAUCGACAGAGCCUUCCAUGGCAUGAUCACCUUGGGCGAUGGUCAGGUUGUUAAGGGAACCUCCAUGUACACAAAAGAGUUCUCCACGUCUCAAAACUUCGAAAUUAUUUUCGGCUCCAUAUGUCUAGAGGAUAGCUUGAACUCCACAUAUAUAAGGGGCAACAUUCUCUAUUGCGAUGAUAGCAGUGAUGUCGAUGUGUAUACACGUGUGCAGGUGGCCAAGACUGCUGAAGCAAUCGCUGCCAUUAUUGUCUACAAUGAUGCAGUAGACCUGCUGGGAGGCAUCUAUUCAAUGCCAGUUGUGUUUAUAGAUACAGACCAAUCACAAGUCAUAGCAGACUACAUGGGUACCACAGAUACUCCAGUUGCUAGCUUCCAGUUCCAAAUAACAGAGCUUGACCAUACUCCAGCACCCAUGCUAGCAACGUUUUCAGCAGUAGGGCCUGGCCCCCUUUUCCCAGAUAUCCUUAAACCUGACUUGGUGGGCCCUGGUGUUAAUAUCAUGGGUGCUUGCCCUAAUAGGUACAGACCUGGUGCAUGCACCAGUAUAAGUUCUGGUACAUCAGCUUCCACUGCACACGUGGCAGGCAUAGCUGCACUGCUUAAGGCAGUGAAUCCAGAUUGGACCCCUGCAGCCAUAAAGUCAGCUAUUAUGACAACGGCAGAGAAGCUAGACAACACAGGCCAUCUCAUCAAGUCUGCAAACAUUGUAGCACCUGCAUUGACCCCUCUUGAGAUUGGUUGCGGCAAUGUCAACCCCCAAUUAGCAUCUAAUCCAGGACUCGUCUAUGACAUGGGCUACAAUGAUUACAUGAAUUAUCUCUGCUUGACUAAGAGGACAAAUGGCGUUAUCUGCCAAAAUGGCAAGGGUUCGCGAUAUGAUCUCAACCUUCCAACUUUCACUGCAAAUUUCCUUUCUAGGACGGAACAAGGGACAAAGCAGGUGAGGGUUUUUAAGAGAGUUUUAACCAAUGUUGGAGGAGGGGGGAAUGGUGUGUACAAUGCCGUUGCAUAUAUGAAUCCAAUGAUAAAUGUGACGGUGACACCUAAUAUGCUGGUUUUCAACCAAAUUAAUCAAAAGCUGGAAUUCGCAUUGACAAUGGAAUUGGCUGGGCCGGUCUUAGUGACAGAUAAAGUUCUUGAUGGUUUUUUGUUAUGGUCUGAUGAGUCAGACAACGGAGGGGGGCAUCAGGGACGUGUGUGCGUCACGUGGCUGGGUCCCAAAGACCACGUGGCAGAAGGUGCAAGGUCACCUGAGGUUGGGUGCCGGCGGCGAGGUGGUUGCCGAAGGUCGGGUGCCUACGGCACAGACUGGAGGCGCGGCGGUGUAGUUGGGUAG